GCUCUAGGCUGCUCCAUGCCGGGGCCGGUUCCUAGCUUCUGACCCCCGAGCGGACACCGGAGGCCUCCUUUUGGUCUCCGGUAAUGAACCAGAAACCUAGUCCGAGUGUCGUGCGUCAGGAAGACCCUUGAAGGGGCAAAAUGUGCUGCGAGAAGUGGAACCACGUGGCCGAAAUGUUUCUCUUCGUUGACGAGCGGGAGGAGGACUGUAAGAUCCAUUGCCUCUGCUCCAGGGCUUUUGUGGAGGAUCGAAAAUUAUGCAACUUGGGAUUAAAAGGCUACUAUGUCAGAGGCAGUGGCAACAAUGCAGGAGACCAAGCUACAGAAGAGGAGGAAGAUGGUCAUUCCAAUGGCACUGCAGAAUUGCAUGACAGCAAAGACAUAGGCCUAGAUGAAAGUGAACUUGAUUCUGAGGCCGAACUCAUGAGAAGUAUGGGAUUGCCACUUCAGUUUGGUGGAGUGUCUACACAUAAGAGUUUUGAGAUAUCUAUGAAUACAAAAAAUAAAGUUAAAGUAAAAAAGAAGAAGAGGAAACCUCAAAAGAAGUACUUAGAUGAAAUUAUGCAAGAGUCUUGGAGAAAAGAAUAUGAAGAAGAUGACCAUUUGGUUUCAGAUGACCCAUCUUCAGUUGAACAGAAUGAGAACACUAGAACAUGUGAACUUCAAAAUAAAAGGAACAUUGAAACAGAAAAACUUUCUGUUGAAAAUACAUUAUCUCCAAAAUUUGAAAUUACAGAGAAUUGGGAAAGGUAUUGGAAUAAAUAUGGAGGAGAACUGUUAUGGCAAAGCUGGCAAGAAAAACAUCCAGAUCAAAUACUAUCUGCUGAACCUUGGAACUUUCCUGAUACAAAGGAAAAAUGGGAACAACAUUACAGUGAACUUUAUUGGUAUUAUUUGGAGCAAUUUCAGUAUUGGGAAGCUCAAGGUUGGACUUUUGAUGCUUCACAAAGCUGUGAUACAAAUACCAUUGCAUCUACAACAGAAAUUGUCAAGAAAGAUGAAAAUAUUGUGAAAGUGGACUUAAUAUCUUUUCCAUCUUCACCUAUCACAGUUGAUAAAGAAAGCUCUGAUUCAAGUGAUAAGGAUCAUAAUGAAAUACUUGAUGGAAUUAGUAAUAUAACUCUGAGUUCAGAGGAAGUAGAACACAGCCAGUUACAUUCCUCUGUAAGUUGUGAUGGACAGCUAAGUGAAGUUAGUGGGAGAGAAUGUCCUGCUUCUGGUCAAAGUGAGCCAUGUGAUGGAGGAACCAAGAAAAGCAACUUAUCUGGGAAUAGAAGCGCAAAUCAACUAGCUCAGGAGCCACAGGAAUGUUCGGGAACAAACACAAGCAAAGACAGGCUGCACGCUAGUGGGACUGAUGGAGAUGAGAGUGAAGAAGAUCCACCUGAGCAUAAGUCCAGCAAACUCAAGAGGAGCCACGAACUGGACAUUGAUGAAAACCCAGAUACAGACCUUAAUGACAAUGAUUCCUUUCUGGGAUUCAAGCAUGGCUCAGGACAAAAAUACGGCGAAAUUCCAAAUUUUAGUCGUCGACAGGUCAGGUAUCUAGAUAAGAAUGUGAAACGUAAGUCAAAGUACCUAGACAUGCGCAGACAAAUAAAGAUGAAAAACAAGCACAUCUUCUUUACUGAAGAAUCAGAAAAACCAUUUCUCAAGAAAAGCAAAGCUCUGAGCAAGGUAGAAAAAUUUCUAAAAUGGGUUAAUGAACCAAUGGUUGUGGAAGCAUUGCAGGAAUCAUCUUCACAUGAUAAUGUGCAAGACACUUGCACCAGUACUGAUUCAGAGGAUCAAGACAUGUCUAUUAGUAAAGCUGAUGACCCAGAGAAUCUAGAACCUGAAAAGUGUCAGACUGUGUCUUCAGCCAGUGAACUUGAAACAGAAAAGAAUGAAGGAGACAGUUUGGUAGCAUCAGUGCCAGAAAAGCAGGAUUGCAUUACUCAAGAAAUAUCAGACUCUCCCCAGGUAGAAACUGAAGCUGAAAUUAAAAAGAAGAAGAAGAAGAGUAAAAACAAGAAUAGAAAGGUAAAUGGUCUACCUCCUGAGAUAGCUGCUGUUCCUGAGCUGGCAAAAUACUGGGCCCAGAGAUACAGGCUAUUCUCCCGUUUUGAUGAUGGGAUUAAGUUGGACAGAGAGGGCUGGUUUUCAGUUACACCUGAGAAGAUUGCUGAACAUAUUGCUGGCCACGUCAGUCAGUCCUUCACAAGUGACAUUAUAGUAGAUGCAUUCUGUGGAGUUGGAGGAAAUACCAUUCAGUUUGCCUUAACAGGAAAAAGAGUGAUUGCCAUUGAUAUUGACCCAGUUAAGAUUGAUCUUGCUCGUAAUAAUGCAGAAGUUUAUGGAAUAGCAGAUAAGAUAGAGUUCAUCUGUGGAGAUUUCAUGCUACUGGCUCCUUGUUUAAAGGCUGAUGUUGUGUUCCUUAGCCCACCUUGGGGAGGCCCAGACUAUGCCACUGCAGAGACCUUUGACAUUAGGACAAUGAUGUCUCCCGAUGGCUUUGAAAUUUUCAGACUUUCCCAGAAGAUCACUAAUAAUAUUGUUUAUUUUCUUCCAAGAAAUGCUGACAUUGACCAGGUGGCAUCCUUAGCUGGGCCUGGAGGACAAGUGGAAAUAGAACAGAACUUUCUUAAUAAUAAACUAAAGACAAUCACUGCUUAUUUUGGUGACUUAAUCAGAAGACCAGAGUCUAAAACCUAAACUGUGAAGCAGGACAAGGAUAAAGAUCAUGUAAUAAUAAGAACAUUUUUCAUAUGAAACACACAAAAUGUCUUCCUGUAUUCGCUGAUAUUUUAUACCCACAGUCUUAAAUCACCAUGUGAUAUGGAAACUUUCUGAGUUUAACAAAUAUUAAUGAAGUUUUGAGACAUUUGGAUGAUAUUAACUAUGUACUGUCUAUUGUACAGAAAGUUAGUAACCAUCUGAUAUGAAAAGAGUAUAGACUUGCCCCUGUGCUGAAUUUCAUUGUGUGUCUGUGUAAAUAUGGGGUUUUUUUUUUAAUAUAUUGGUUUAAUAUCUUUGUGUGUGUAUGUAUGUAUAUACAUGUGUAUAAAAAAUAAUUGCUGUAUUUUUUUUAACAGAAAUGCAAAGAAAACAAUGAACAAGUUAUAUUCUAUAUCCUGUUUAGCUGCUACUGAAAUAAUGUUAUACAUUUAAAGUCUCCCACCCGCUUCUCGGUCCUUUAUUAUCUCUCUAAAGAUAAUCACAGCAAACAGUGUAUAUAGUUUCUUUGGGAGAAUAGAAAGGAAUUAGAGUGUACCCUUUUGUGCUCUUGUCUCCAUUGAUACACUGUUCAGUAACCUUCCUUGUUUUUACUUAAUGUACCUUUUUUAAAAAAGCAGAAACCUUAUCAGUUUAUCUUGAAGACCUUUCCUUGUCAGUACAUAAAGAUAGAUCUACCUUAUUCUUUUUUAAUGACUAUUUUGUAUUCCAUCUUAUGAAUAUGCCAUAAUUAAUUAAACCAGUUCCCUAUUGAUGGACACUUGGACUCUUCAGGUUUUUGCACUUACCAACUGUUUUGCACUGUCCUUAAGUAAAUUGGUUAACUUCUAGAAGUUAGGUAUCCAGGGGUUUGUGCAUUUUAAUUUUGAUAGAUACAAAUUGUCUUGAUAAAAUUGAACCAACUUUCAGACUUUAGACUUCUAGAAUUUUUUUCUUUUCUUCAUCUUGAAUUUGCUUUUUUAACAUCAUUUUAGCUUAUAAAGUUAGUAUUUUUAAGAUUUCCAUUGCAAAAUCAAUGUGAAAUAUAUUUUGUAAUACAGAAAUAUAUGUUCUUUUUCUAUUAAAAUGGCAGUGAAAGGAGAAAGAAUGUAUUGCUUAAUUAUUCAUUUAGCAGGGUGUUCAGUCAUUUUUAUAAGUAGGUAAGAAGUGAUGUACAGCUUCUAACCAUUGAGGGUUAGAGCUGGGAUAAUGUCAGCAUGUGAAGCAUCAAGCAAAACAUGAUUUUGAAUAAGAUAGGGUUAGAGAAAAUGAAAUAACUUGGAGGAAUUUUCAAUAGGCACUGAAAAACUAGACAAAAAAACUUGCUGAGGGUAUAGCUUAGCGAUAGAGCUAAGUGUUUUUUAAUUAUGCCAACAUUAGUCAUCAACAGUUCUGUAUAUGACCCCUAGACCUGGAAGAGUGACAAGAUGGGUAAAAGUAGAUUUUCAAAAUUACCAGUUUUUUUAGUUUUUUUUGUCACAAUAUUUCAUUCAUACACUUCUUUCUGCUGUGCAUAGUCUUACUUGUAUUUAAUAUUAAUAUUAAAACUAAUUUGCAUUCCUGAAUACAUAUGACCAUGUAUGAGUAGAAAAAGAAGCCUAAGACCUAAAGUAUUCUUGUCCCCUCAGUGAUAUAGCUAAUUUACACACAUUUGUUGAUCAUUAGUCCUCAAAAGAACUUUGAAAUGUUUUAGUUUAUUGUGUGACUCCUGCUCAAAUAAAAUCUUACCAAGAAGCCAAAUAUGUAAAAUGGACUUUUUUUUUUUUAAUGGAACUGUUUACAUUUAAAAAGAAGCCAGCGGCCCCUAUGGUCCAACGUGGUCUUUUUGUUUUUAUUAUUAAACUGCAAAUUUUUUUUUACAAAAGUAAAUACAUAACUUUAACAAUUUAAGAUACAAAGUGAAUGAUUCAAAAAAUGAAAUUCGCAAUUUUUCUCCCCUCUCUGUCACUUUUCCAUUCCCCUUCCCAAAAGUAACCACUGCUAACAUUCCUGGUAUCUACCCUUUAAGACAUUUCCCUAACAAUAAAACUUGUAUAAACACCA
Molecule: messenger RNA, 4736 nt
Organism: Marmota flaviventris (yellow-bellied marmot)
Lineage: Eukaryota; Metazoa; Chordata; Mammalia; Rodentia; Sciuridae
Gene: Tgs1
Product: trimethylguanosine synthase 1
Biological process (GO): 7-methylguanosine cap hypermethylation
Cellular component (GO): nucleus
Molecular function (GO): RNA cap trimethylguanosine synthase activity
Source: RefSeq, a predicted model, not a curated record